Molecule: messenger RNA, 2070 nt
Organism: Gossypium arboreum
Lineage: Eukaryota; Viridiplantae; Streptophyta; Magnoliopsida; Malvales; Malvaceae
Product: MLO-like protein 13
Exons: 14
Coding region: 431-1759 (442 amino acids)
Biological process (GO): defense response
Cellular component (GO): membrane
Source: RefSeq, a predicted model, not a curated record
GUGUCCAUGACAAAUGCAAGCAAGGGAGAAAGGACGAAAUUAAAAAGAAAAAGAAAUCUCAUUUCAGUGUCAAGCGAUCUGCAUUGAUCUAGUUCAAGAUCAAAUUUCAUGAGCCCUAGGCAAGCAAAAUCCAGUGAAGCAAACAUACCCUAUCAACCAUGGAAGCUUAUCAUACUUUUAUGCUUUUCUUUAUCACUUGGCCGAUUCCUUUGGCACAUUAGUUUUCUUCUACUAGUCAUUAAUUAUAUUCUUUUCCCUUACUUUUGUAUAUGCUUAUUAUUUUGUCACCUUCACAUCUUAAUUUUCUCUUUCAAAUACAUGUCCUGAUCAUGAAAUCAACCAUCACACAAACACAAUUUCUUUCUUUUUUUAUUCUUCCUUUUCCUUUCCUUGGCACACAUUGAUAUUUGGUUUUGUGAAAAUUUGAGAUAUGGCUGCAGAAGAAGAGUCCAACUCUUUGCAGUAUACACCAACCUGGGUGGUUGCUGUUGUUUGUUUUUUCUUUGUUCUCAUAUCCCUUGUUGCUGAACGAGCUCUUCAUCACCUUGGGAAGAUCUUAAAGCACAAGCAGCAAGAUGCACUAUUUGAGGCAUUGCAAAAAUUGAAAGAAGAACUCAUGCUAUUAGGAUUCAUUUCCCUUCUAUUAACUGUCUUUCAAGGUCUAGUGAGUGAAAUGUGCAUCCCUACUUAUUACGUCUCCACGGUAUUGCUUCCAUGCAAGAAGCAUAGUGAAGGCAAAACUCCCGAAAAGCAUUUUCCUCGAGCUAUAAACCACAGGCGGCGCCUGUUUUCCACUGAGGCUGCGUCUGAUCAUUGUUCUCGUGAGGGGAAGGUCCCCUUAUUGUCAUUGGAAGCAUUACAUCAGCUGCACAUUUUCAUCUUUGUAUUGGCAGUUGUUCACGUUAUAUAUUGCCUCAUAACAAUGGUUCUUGGAGGAGCAAGGAUACGGCAAUGGAAACAAUGGGAAAACGAGAUUCAAGGACACCUAAAUGAUAGGCAUGUGGACGAGCACCAUACGUCUUUCGUGCAACAUGCAAAAGGUUGGAGAAAGACGGCAAUUUUGAGCUGGACUAUGUCAUUCUUCAAGCAGUUUCAUGGCUCUGUUACUAAAUCAGACUAUACAGCACUUCGAGAGGGGUUUAUCAGAGAACAUUGCCCUAGCAAUCCUAGAUAUAAUUUUCACGAUUAUAUAAUGCGAACACUCCAAGUGGAUUUCAAAAAGGUUGUUGGCAUAAGCUGGUACCUGUGGCUAUUUGUGGUGAUGUUUUUGUUACUGAAUGUGAAAGGAUGGAAUACAUAUUUUUGGUUAUCAUUUCUCCCUGUUGUUCUUCUACUUAUCGUGGGCACUAAGUUGGAGCACGUAAUCAUUCGCUUAGCUCAAGAAAUGAGUGAAAUGAAGGAACGAGGCGAAACGGCACAAGUUAAACCUUCCGACGAACAUUUUUGGUUUCAGAAUCCCAGGAUCGUUUUUUUCUUGAUUCACUUCAUCUUAUUUCAAAACGCAUUUGAACUUGCUUUCUUCUUCUGGAUCUUGUGCACAUAUGGAUUCCAUUCAUGCAUCAUGGAAAAACUGGGCUAUAUUAUCACUAGACUUAUAAUGGGCGUCAUCGUUCAAGUUCUGUGCAGCUACAUCACCUUGCCUCUGUAUGUUCUAGUUACACAGAUGGGCAGCUGCUUCAAGGAAGGGAUAUUUAAAGAGCAUAUUCAUUCGACUUUGACAACUUGGAGGUCAGGACCCAGAGAUCAAGGAAGCGGGUAGGGCUCCUCCGCCCCAAAUUCAGCAACAAAAACUGAUAGGCUACACAAAGAACCUUGUGAAACCUUACAAAUUGUGGAGCAACCACCUAUGUGUACCUCCAUACAAACACUACAAAAUUCAGGAUAAUUAUUUGGCACACGCUAAUAAUUUUAACCUUACAAAUAAAUUAAGAUUUUAUAUAGUAAUAAAUUUAAAAAUUUUCAAUCAAUCAUUUGUGUAUUGAAUAAUUAUUCCAAAAUUAAUAAUUUAUGUGCUACAUCAAAUACUAAAUUUAUUACUUGUUGUAUUUAAAUUGAUUUUAUUUUUAAAAA